CCCCUACAGACAAAAGAAAAAAAAAAACGAAAAGGGCAACAAAAAAAAGAAGAAGAUUCAAUUCCUUGUUUGUCAAUAAUCAUCUCUCUCCCUAAUCCUCAAGCCGCGCAUUCAUCUCGUUCCCUCCAUAAUCCAAGCUUCCGUUACAAGAUUGAUUUUUAUUUAUCUUUUGGAUUUUCAUCUUUGAAAAAAAAAAAAAAAUCCCCAGGAGCACUGAUUUUGCUGGAGGAUUUGGAGAAAUUUAGGCUAUACUGGUUAUUGAUGCUGUUGAAGGGGGAAGUGUUGCACGAAGCCUGGUAUUAAAACGGAUAUGCAGGGAGACGUGUUGGCAAUUCAUCGGGGAGAUCGAAACAGAGAUGAUAUUUUAAGAUAUCCGAAGAAGACAGAUGAUUGUGGAAGCGAGCCCUUCAGGGAUGGAGAUGAGGAUGAAUGGAGAGCAUCGAGUAGAGAUGAGCAGAAUACGUUGGACAUGAUUCAGAGAGGUAGGUCGUUGGAGAGAGAUGAAGAAGGAGAGCAAGUGAUUACACCUAGGAAAAAUGAUAGCUGUUCACCGCGUGUAGACGCAUUGGAAGAUAAACGUGACACUUUGAAAGCUAGCAGUGAAAAAGAAGAUGGGUGGUGUUCAUCUGAGAGCGUUAAGAAAGAAGACGAACAAGCUUUGUUGGAGAGAGAUGUAAAGGUAGUAGGCUCAGGUUCACCGGAGAGGGAGGGCAUGAAAGACGCCUCAAAUGUUCUUACUAGAGAUAUGGAUAUACAAGUGUCAAAUGGUCUAGCUAAAGCAGAUGAAAUCCGUCAUCUGAAGCUGGGUGGAACCGAAGAAGCUACAGGAACAUGUAAUAGAUGUGAAGAUAGGGAUGAGAACAGUGUGUUUGGAAAGGACGGCGAAGAUAAUCCGAGUUUGAUGCCGAGGGAAAAAGAUGAUGAACCUCAGAGUCUAACAUGUGAGACACAAGUUGCUGACACAACUGUUAGAAAGAUGGAAAUGAGAGAAGUUACAGGAGAGCAAGACUCCCCCUCUUGUACUCCGGAUGGAGUUAAAGUAGCUGGAGAGACAUUUCAAAACGUUUACUUCAAUGGACCAGUCUUACCACAGUCACCAUCACUUGGACAUAGGCGCACCCAAAGUGAGAUUGGGACUCCAGGACACAGGCGCACAAACAGUUUCCAGAGAUUGAAAACACAGAUGCAGAAAGCUUGGCGUGGGGUUAGCAAUCUACGAGAGGAUAACCGGCCCACGUUCAAUCCUGAGGUCUUAGCUAACCAAAAAAGGCAGUGGUACCAGCUCCACUCUUCAAAAGCUCUGGAUCAAACAAAAUCGAAGGAGCCAACCUCACUAUUUGAACAUUUUAUCAUUGUGGGGCUUCAUCCGGAAACGGAUUUGAAGCCAGUGGAGGAGGCAUUUCGUAGAAGGAAGAAGUGGGAGAUGGAAAUGUCAAGGUAUGAAGUGGCAGACUACAGAAUACUCCGUCACCGUGGGCCUCAAUUUCCAAUAUUGGAACCACAGAUACUUUUUAAAUAUCCUCCUGGGAAGAAGGUGGCAAUGCGUCCAAAGGAUCUAGCAACUUUCUGCUUUCCUGGUGGUGUCAAGGCACGACUCUUGGAGAGGACCCCAUCUCUCAGUGAUCUAAACGAGCUUGUGUAUGGACAGGAACAUUUAGGCACAGAUGAUUCAUCAUUCAUAUUUUCGUUCAAGGUAGCAGAUGAUGCGACAUUGUAUGGUGUUUGCUUACACGUCUCGGAGAUAGUUCAGAGACCCCCUGGUGUGUUAAGCACUGCGUCACCCUUGCAUUCAUCUGGAGGAGGCAGUCGUUUUUUGGUUUCUGCACCUCGAUGCUAUUGCUUGCUGACCAGAGUCCCUUUUUUUGAGCUACACUUUGAAAUGUUAAACAGUAUGAUUGCACAGGAGCGUCUAAAACGGAUAACCGAAUUUGUUAGUGAGAUGUCUCUUGCUGCUGCAUGCCAUAGCCCAUCAAUUUCUAGAAUGAAUGGCUGUGUUUCUUCACCUCGUAGCAACCCUGAUGAUUGGAUGGCUUCUGCAAUCCCUGUAGAUGGAGUCAUGGCACUCACGGCCGCUGCUGCAGGAUUGAUAUCUGAUAGUGACAUUGCAAAGUUUUCAGAACCACAAUCUCCAGAUAGUGUUGUCACCAGUGAUGCCUCAGAUGUAAGUCAAAUCAAAGAAAUAGAAAGAGAUGGGAGGAAAGUUUUCCAUUGUUACGAUGAUAAUUCUACUGAAGUAUUUGAGAACCACUUGGAUACCCCCGAACGAGCGUCCCAAAGCUAUGAGAAUGGCCACGCUUCUCCAGAAGUUACAUGUGCUGAUCCUAGGACCCAACCGAUAGAGCGUAUUGAAAGCUGUGAUUCUGUGUUUAGUUCAGCUAGAAGCGUGUUGUCUGAUGAAGUUGAUGAUUUAUCAAAUAGCGAAAAUGAUUUUGGAGAUGAUCUAAUACUGGAAUGGGCUAGAGAACACAAUAAUGAUUCGUUACAACUAAUUUGCGGCUACCACUCGUUGGCAAUUCCCUCCCAUGGAAGUGCGGUAGUUUUCCAACCGCUGGAACAUUUACAAUCCAUCGAGUAUACCCGUCCCCCUGUUUCAGCUCUAGGAUUGUCAGAAGAAUAUAUCUGCUCUUCUGAUUCUUCCGGGAUAAAUGCAAGGUUGGCAGCUGCAGAGGAGGCCAUGGGUCUCUCAAUGUGGACAACGGCAACAGUUUGCCGGAUUCUCUCUCUUGAAACUAUUAUGUCACUACUUGCUGGAGUAUUAUUAGAGAAGCAAAUUGUGAUAAUCUGCCCAAAUCUGGGUGUUUUGUCAGCAAUAGUACUGUCUCUUGUCCCAAUGAUUCGGCCGUUUCAGUGGCAGAGUUUAUUGCUUCCAGUUCUGCCGGGGAGGAUGUUUGACUUCCUGGAGGCACCGGUUCCCUUCCUUGUCGGUAUACACAGUAAACCUACUGAUUGGAAGGUCAAGACGUCGAAUCUUAUUCUAGUUAACAUUCUCAACAAUCAGGUGAAAAUAUGUAACAUGCCAGCAUUGCCUCAGCGUAGAGAACUUAUGGCUCAGUUGGCUCCAAUCCAUGAAACGCUGGCUCAUCAUAGCUCGACCGCUAGAAGACACCCAGUUUAUAAAUGCAAUGAAGUACAAGCAGAAGCUGCGAGUAGAUUCUUGAGAGUAAUGAGAGAUUAUAUGGAGUCUCUUUGCUCAGAUUUACACUCUCACACCAUAACAAGUGUUCAAUCCAAUAGCGACAGGGUGUCAUUACUACUAAAGGACAGUUUUAUCGAUUCAUUUCCUGGUAGAGACCGGCCCUUCAUUAAGUUAUUUGUAGACACACAACUGUUUAGCGUUCUAUCAGACUCACGGCUCUCGAGCUUUGAGAACGGGCGUCUCUAAAGCUCAUUUUGUCAUCAACUUAUACAAUACAAACUGAAGAAACCAACCAAAGUCAAAUCAUAUGAAGAAAAACAAACAAACAAAAAUGGGGAAAGCAAAAGAGUGUAACUUUACUAGCCCUUAUACGCAGAGAAGACUUUACAGGUGAUGAAUACAAAUGUUUUAACUCAGAUUUUAUUGCAGUGGAGAAAUUAAGAAAACAAAAUUAUCACCGCUUAAUAGACAAACUUGUUGAUUGUCCUUGUAAAUUAAUCACCGCUUAAUAGAGAAGCUUUUGUUUGUUAAGAUUGUAUAGAACACUUGAAAACCCUAUUUGCUUAAUUCAAGUGCUUGAUUUGAUUUUU
Messenger RNA from Eutrema salsugineum, 3726 nucleotides. RefSeq lists its product as uncharacterized. The record is from RefSeq and is a predicted model, not a curated record. Lineage: Eukaryota; Viridiplantae; Streptophyta; Magnoliopsida; Brassicales; Brassicaceae. Bases 311 to 3382 code for a protein of 1023 amino acids. The transcript has 19 exons.